This is a messenger RNA of Phytophthora nicotianae INRA-310, 276 nucleotides long. RefSeq lists its product as hypothetical. Bases 1 to 276 code for a protein of 91 amino acids. The record is from RefSeq and is a predicted model, not a curated record. Lineage: Eukaryota; Oomycota; Peronosporomycetes; Peronosporales; Peronosporaceae. Gene Ontology annotation, cellular component: endoplasmic reticulum membrane. Gene Ontology annotation, biological process: vacuolar proton-transporting V-type ATPase complex assembly. The transcript has a single exon.
AUGGGGAGCGCGCUGCAGAAUGUGCUGCGGCCAGGAAGCCACGAGUUCGUGAUCGUGCUGAACGUGGUGCUAGCGCUGCUGUUCUUUGUGAUGCUGGCGGUCAUCUACACAGAGCUGGAGGACUCGUUCCACGUAUUCGUGCUGCUGUUCCUCGUGGUGGGACUCACCGUCUCCAUCAACUGGUUCAUCAUCGAGGCCAACAACCUCAAACACACACAGGUUGCAGAAGGCGACAAGCCGAAGCAGGAACCCAGCGCAAGAGCCAAAACGGACUAA